Molecule: messenger RNA, 733 nt
Organism: Paramecium pentaurelia
Lineage: Eukaryota; Ciliophora; Oligohymenophorea; Peniculida; Parameciidae
Source: the annotation of a GenBank genome assembly
AUGAAACUUUUAGUUAUGUUUGCUCUAAAUAUUAUGCUAACAUCAUAACAAAUGGGUGGAGGCGGUGGUGGUGGAGGAGGUGGAGGCGGUGGUGGUAGUAGUAGUUCUGAUUAUGGUUCUGAUUAUGGUUCUGGUGGUGAUGGUGGAGAAUGUUCAGAGAGUUGUUGGAUUACAGUCUCGGUUGUAUUCUCAUCUAUCAUUGCUAUUGUUGCUGCUUCCUGGUGUUACAAAUCUGGUUAUUUAAGGUGUGAUUAUUUUAAGAUUAGAGAUACAAAAAAAAGGUUGCUUCAAAAUUUUAUGUAAAUGGAUAACACAUCUACUAGAGAUGAACUACUUUAUGGAUUAUAAACUCUGUAAAGGUCUAAUUGGAAUAUGAGUUAUUUUCAAAAGUAGUGGAGCGCUAUAUCAUUAUUUCAAAAGGAAUUUGAACUACAUUAUAAUUAGGAACUAAAUAAACAUUGCAUUAAUAUAAAAUUAAGAUCUAAUGAUUCUAUUGGAGAAUCAACUUAUCAUGGUCAUAUUAAAUAAAGCAAAAAUUAAUGGAAGAUUUUCAUGAUUAAAUCUUAUGAUGACAAGAUUAAAUCAAGAUAAUUUGGUGAAUAUGCUAUCUUGAUUUAUGAAGGGAUUGCUAAUGAAAUUCAUGAAGGGUUUAUUGGAAGAUGGUAUUUCUAUGAAGCCUCUUAAUCAAAUGGAGACUGGAAAUGGUAAGGUUAGGGAGAGGAAAGAUUAUGAA